Molecule: messenger RNA, 2282 nt
Organism: Cherax quadricarinatus
Lineage: Eukaryota; Metazoa; Arthropoda; Malacostraca; Decapoda; Parastacidae
Source: RefSeq, a predicted model, not a curated record
GCACCCACACUGAAUAUCGGAGUAGGUGGAGGAGGUGGAGGGAGUUCAGUGGGUGAAGGAGGAGGUUCGAACCUGUGGGGAGAGGAAGAGACAGAGCUGAUCCGGUCGUGUGCUGCCCUCAGCACUGCCCUAGGGGUACAGAAGAGCUUCAGCACCUCUGAUAUCAGUGGUGUGGGUGUUACUUCUGAAGGUGAACUGUCUCGUACCUGGGUCAGUGAAGUUCGUCAGAACUACCUGAAGCGGAGAUUGGUGACUACUUACAAGGCUCUACAACGGUUCUCACAGUCUGAGGUUGACCUUGAUGCUGGAGGAGCAGCCACUGCAGGGGUCAAGAUCGACAGUGGUGGAGUGACACUGGUGGUUCCACCACGACAGCAGGCAGCACAGGAUGUGUUCCGAAUUAUCAAGAAGGAAGUUGAGCUGCCUGUCACAGCUCCUGCAAGCACCCAUGUAGCAGCGUCCGCCACCCACAACAAGAACCUUAGUCUCACUGCAAGGGAUGUGGAACGUGAUAGGGGUCGUCCGCUCACUAAGUAUGAGAGGAACAUGAUGAUCUUCAACUGGCUCCAGACACUGGAGGAAACAGCAUAUGACAUUAUGUCGUGAAGGAGGAGGAAGAGGGGGUGGGGUGAGGUACAGCAGCAAGAGGAGGAAGAAGAGGAGGCAACAUCCGAUAUGAUGAACUAAUGAUUCUCAUGUCUGGAUUUGGAUGAUCUUCAGCUGGCUUCAGACACUGGAGGAAACAGCAUAUGAUAUCAUGUCAUGAAGGAGGAGGAAGAUGGGGUGGGGUGAAGUGCAGCAGCAAGAGGAGGCAGCAUUUGAUAUGAUGAACUGAUGAUGCUCAAGUCCAGAUUCAUUAUGCCAAGAAUGCAAAUUGAACAGGUUCAUUAGGGCAUGAAUGUGAAGUCAGUAAAAGCAUGAUUUGCUAGGACUCCAACAAAAUGUCCCAGUAUGUUUAGGGAAGGAACCCAAACCAAAUAAUAAUUCUGAUUCUGUUAAGCUAGUUAUAGAGGAUUGCAAGAGGCUCGGGUUCAUUACGAUGGGAACACAACAUGGAUCAGAGGUCCUGGUGUAGUUAAGACAGGAACUUGAAGUUACUGAGAGGCCCAGAAUCAUUAAAACCUGGACACAAAAUCUUCCGAGAUCCUGGUUUCAUUAGGGAGAAAAUACAGAGCUGGUACAUAUCUUGGUUUAACUAGAGUGAGAACACAAAUCUGUUGGAAGAACAUAGAUUUAAUAGAAUGAGAAGGCACUGGAGGGGAUACUCAAUAUCAUGACGAGUAGGAUAAGUUCAUGGUAAUGGACGAAAUCCCAGCUUAAAUGAAAUGGAAACUGAGACCAAGAAGAACGACCCCCUUUGCCAGGAUGGGAAUGUGUCACUGAACAAGAGGCCAUAGGUUCCACACAGCAGAAAUAUGGAGUCUGUGGGAGGCCCACCUGUAUGACCCCUGUGGGUUUAGCACUUAGUUAUGAUUAUAAUGUGGGAGGCUAAGUUGACCAGGAUGGGAACACUUUAGAUCGAGGGAGCAGAAAUAUGGAGCCACUAGGAAUUGAAGUCUUUCACUGGAUUAGGAUUCAGAGUUAGCAGCAAGAUUGUCUUUGCUUGAAUGUAAAUAGUACAGAGUCGGUAAAAACACCAGCAUUGCUGGGUGAAAAAAUGAAGCAGAUCAAGAAAUCGGAAAGCCGAGAACAUUGGUAAGAGUCUGGCUUAGCAAGGGUGGUGAUAAAAGAGAUGAAGAGAUUUGGAAGAAGCCUGGAACACUAGCAAGAAGCCUGGAACACUAGCAAGAAGCCUGGAAUGCUAGCAAGAAGCCAGGAACACUAGCAAGAAGCCAGCUUCAUUAGGACAGGAAGGAAUUGCAGCAAGAGAUCAAGAAGAAGUUAGGACCACUGGCAGAAAGCCAGCCACAGAACAGAACACACCAGGAAUAGAACACGAAACUGUCAGUGUUCACAAGAUCACAAUAAAACAUAUAUAAUAACAUUACAUAACACUAUGAUACAAGAAAGUUCUAAGCCCACUGAAUUUUAAUGCUGCAAAAAAUAUACAUUUGCAUACAUGUUGAAAAUUCAUGAUAAUUGAAUGUAAGAGGCGAGUGGAGUUAUCAGGGUUCAAACCACCUGCUUGGUCCUUGAGCAUUUCAGAGUAAUAAUGAAGGAAUAGUAUUUAAAUUAAUUGAGUAAUAAUCACCCUGGAAAUAUGUUUACUGAAGGAGGAGAUAUUUUAUACAUGAAAAUAAUCAGGUAUUAAAUGCGUAAUAAAUCUGUAAUAAGAGAUAAAA